AUGGCUGUAGCUUUGGCGGUGGCAAUAGUGACAAUAGAACCUAUUCAGCCUUACAACGAGAUUAAACUCUUCUACAGAUGGACCUUUGAGGAAGUUCAGAUAUUAGAGAUUGGUGUGACAGACUACAUUAGAGUCCAACUAGCCAAGCAUUCAACCUAUGUUCCACACACUGCUGGGAGGUACUCAGUUAAGCAUUUCAAGAAGGCCCAGUGCUCAAUUGUGGAGAGGCUUACAAACACAUUGAUGGUGCACGAUAGAAACAAUGGGAAAAAACUUAUAGCAAUUAGGAUUGUGAAACAUGCCAUGGAAAUCAUUCAUCUUCUAGCUGAUCAAAACCCAAUCCAAGUUAUUAUGGAUGCCGUGAUUAACAGUGGGCCCCGGGAAGAUGCCACUCGAAUUGGUUCUGCUGGUGUUAUCAGGCGUCAGGCUGUGGAUAUCUCCCCUUUGAGGCAUGUUAACCAUGCCAUCUAUCUCCAUACCACUAGUGCUCUUGAGGCUGCUUUCAAAAACAUCAAGACCAUUCAUUCUCUCAUCUUCAGAACAAUCAAUAUCUUUUAUGCUUACUUCUUGUCAUGA
Messenger RNA from Hevea brasiliensis (rubber tree), 576 nucleotides. Its product is annotated as 40S ribosomal protein S5-2-like. Gene Ontology annotation, biological process: ribosomal small subunit assembly; translation. Gene Ontology annotation, molecular function: rRNA binding; structural constituent of ribosome; mRNA binding. The transcript has 4 exons. The coding region runs from base 1 to 576 and encodes 191 amino acids. Gene Ontology annotation, cellular component: cytosolic small ribosomal subunit; ribosome. The record is from RefSeq and is a predicted model, not a curated record. NCBI's taxonomy places the organism in Eukaryota, Viridiplantae, Streptophyta, Magnoliopsida, Malpighiales, Euphorbiaceae.